AUUAAAAAUGGUCUAAAACUGGUUUACGCUACAAUUUGGCAGUUUAUUAAGUAUACCUAUACUUGAGCUGAUUACAGAUUGUGGACAACAAUGUCGGUCUGGGCUGCAAAAUCAUAUGCAGGCAGCUACAGAGGCAGUUUGGUAGCUGAGCCUGGGCCAAGGUAUUUGCUAUUAUCAAAGCAAAUGUAAAACAAUACUUAAUAAAACAAAACAGAUGGGUACUAAACCCAUAGCUAAACUGGUUUAUUAAAGCUAUAUUGAUCUUCAAGUUGUUAUACUUUAUCAUUAAUAUUAGCUGAUUUUAAAGGUAGUACAUUAUAACUUAAUUUUUUCUUUCAAUCUGAUGUAUCCACUGGAAUUUAAAAAUUCUGGUUGAUCCAUUCUGUAUGCUCUGGGUAUAUAUAUAAAAAUGGCUAGUAGUAAUUUGAAUAGAUUAACUAGAUUUGCCAUUGAUCAACAAAGCUUAAUCAUCCAUAAUCCACGCCGUCAGCCAGUUGUUCCUUGUCCAACAGGAAGUAAUCCUUUGGAGAUAGUAAUCCCAGUUUCUACUUCUGAAUCCCCUUUGGAAUCCCCUUUUUAUGGAUUUCCUAGCCCACUGACAAAUCAGUCAGAAUUACGAGAUGAAUCAUGGAAUGAAACACCAAUUGGUCAUGGUCAAAUGUCUGUGUUUAAUGGUGGUACAAAUUCUAACAAAACUAAACAGCCUUCUAUUGAGCUUGUUAGAGAUUUUAAGAAUCUUGAAUCUUGGAUCUCCCCUUUGGACUAUGAUGGUGAAAAUUUGGAAUGUUUAUCUGAGGAAGAGUAUAGGAGAUUAUCUUCUUGGACAAUAAGCUUGCAGCGCAGGUGUUUAAUUGAAGAUCAACCUAACUUCCUGAGUAAAUUAGAGAAGCUUAAGGAAUGCUUGGAGUUAAGGUAUAGUGCACCACUGGAAUUUCCAGGUGAGUUACCCAUAUGUCCGAAUAAUGCUAUUUCACCCUCAUCAUUAAACCAAGAUGAGAUAGCAAGAAUUCAACCCCAGCCUCACCAUCUGGCUCAGCAACUUGAUCCAAUGAGUAUAGAUGAAAUUAAUACACCAAAUGAUCAGUCUAAUACAAACUCUAUAGAUGAAUCAUUGGAGUUAUCUCUUGGAUUAUUAAAUGCAGUGCAUAAUAUUGGAUCUGCUAACUCCAAUGAAUUAAGUUCUGAAAUUACUUCCAAAUUAAACACAGUUAUAUCUGUGUUAGGAUGCAUUCCAAAACAAGACAUCAUAGUACAACAGUUGGCCACAAUUCAAGAGUUUAAUAAUAAGCUGAAUGAUAAAACUGAAAUCCUGGAUUUGAUAGCACGAGUAAAAAACAUAGAAUCUGAAUUGGUUGGGUUAUCCAAGAAAACUAUUUCAACUAGUAAUAGCCUUACUCUCCAUAAUCUAGAUAUACUAGGUAGAAUAGAGAAUACUAAUGUAAAAAUUGAUAGGUUUAAUCAAAUUGCAUCUGAAACAAAGCUAUCUGCUAAUGCUCUUACAACAUGGUUAGUUGACUUGGACAGCAGAUUAGCUGCAUUAGAAAAUAAUGCAUUGCAAUGGAAUAGAACUCCUUUACCAAGCAUGGAAUCGGGCGUUAAUAGACCCUCAUGUUCAAUGGAAUCUACCAGUAUUACACAGCCUGCUUCCAGUGUAACUAUUACCAAUAUCCCUAUCUACACAUCUAUGCCAACGAGAACAUCAAUGAGUUCAAUCUCUGCUGCUGAUAUAUUUGGAAUUGAUAACACUUACACAAGUACUCUUAAGGAGCCAAUGAUGCCUACUCUAAUAACUGUGAUGGAGAAUGCUCCUAGGGUUACAUCAAGGAUUGAUUCUAACCAUCAAUUUAAUAUGGCUGCCACUAAUUCUACUAUUAGGAUCAAUAACUCAUCACCUGUACGCGUUCAGCAACAAGGCACUUCUAGAAUCAAUGAAAAUCUGAUCCGCUCUAAUUCAACUACAUCAUUGACUUCAACAGUGUCAGAAUCUUCAUUGGGUAGAGUUCAGGAGCGGCGGAUAAGGCGAGUUAUAUCAGAAAUUAAUUCUGUGGUAUCUCAGGUUAUUGAGGAUAAUUUAUCAGAUGUCAUUAUUAUUGAUCUACAUACUAAUGUAUUGAGAGAUAUCACAAAGGUAGCCAAGGAGAGUGAAGAUAAUGCAAUCCAGUAUUCAAAAAUUCCAGAUCAUGAUCCUUCACUGCUUGAUUUAUUAGGAGACUCAACUAGUAAAGCAUAUUCAUGGAUAAAUGAUUUGAAAAGGCUUUACAGAACUAGACAGCUUCAUUUAUUAUCCAAUAAGAAUAAGAUACUAAUUGACAGUAUUAGUUUAAAGAAAUUCACUGGUGAUUGCUCUCAAACAAUUUUUGAUUUCUUUAAAGCAUUUGAUGAUCUGACUAAAUGCUCUCAUACUGCUGACCAAAAGGCUACAUUGCUUUUUGGGUCAUACUUGGAUGAAAAAAUCAAGCAGGAGGUUGCACUCAUAUCUACUGAUUUUGAACUGCUAAGAUCUCACUUGAUAAAUAAAUAUGGCAAAGCCAAACAUAUCAUUGAAGUCAAGCUAGCGACAAUCAAGGACAAGAAAGUCAUGGAUUCCUGCCCCCCAAGCAAACAAGCUGAUCACCUUCGCUUGGUCUAUUCCAAAUUAGCAGAAAUUCAGAAUCUUCAUCACACUUCUAAUAUUCCCAUGGAAUCUAUUGCCAGAUAUGCUUUCUCUCAUGAGUCUUUAUCAUUGGUAGUUCGCUCUCUUCCACAUCUAAUCAUCAAAGAGUUCUUUGGGGAGAUUGGGAAGAUUGGAUUAGAAGCAGAAGAUUAUGAAGGAGAGGCUGCAUUUAACAUUUUGUUGAAAUUUGUUCAAGUUGCAUUUAAGAAUCUCACUGCUGCUGCUAAGUUAUCUGCGGCUAAUGUUCAUGAAAAUGUUUAUAAUGAUAAACCUAAAGCAAAGGUUAUGAUUUCAGACAACCAAAUGGUCACCUNCAAGUGA
Eurytemora carolleeae is the source of this 2974-nucleotide messenger RNA. RefSeq lists its product as uncharacterized. The record is from RefSeq and is a predicted model, not a curated record. The transcript has 2 exons. Bases 410 to 2974 code for a protein of 854 amino acids. NCBI's taxonomy places the organism in Eukaryota, Metazoa, Arthropoda, Copepoda, Calanoida, Temoridae.